This is a messenger RNA of Bolinopsis microptera, 2017 nucleotides long. RefSeq lists its product as uncharacterized. The coding region runs from base 2 to 1573 and encodes 523 amino acids. Gene Ontology annotation, cellular component: mitochondrial small ribosomal subunit. Gene Ontology annotation, molecular function: structural constituent of ribosome. Gene Ontology annotation, biological process: mitochondrial translation. Lineage: Eukaryota; Metazoa; Ctenophora; Tentaculata; Lobata; Bolinopsidae. The transcript is spliced from 13 exons. The record is from RefSeq and is a predicted model, not a curated record.
GAUGUUAAAGAGGAAGCAUCGAGAAGUUCCUAAAGUAUGUCACCAGAUUAUCAGAUGCAUGGGAGAAGGGAGGAAGAGUCGUGGUGGAAACAAGCCCUAUUCCACGAAGAAAAACAAUACAAAGGAGUAUAAAUUUAGCUUCGACAGGAAUUUCAAUCAUAAAACAGGCGUAUCCUGGGAUAAAAUGAUAGGUAAGAACGAAGUUAAGUUGCUGUCCAACCUGGCCCACCAUCCUUACCAAACGACUCCUACAGUAAUAACAGACCGGGUACACAAUAUCUCGGAUGUAGUACCGGGAGUUUCUAUAGGACCUAAGUUCUGGGACCACGAUACCGGAGACACUCUGGCUGGAGGUAACGAAGAAGCUGCAAAGAUCAACAAUUUCCUCCACCUAACACCGCCCAUGAUACAACUGCACACUGCUGAACUGAAGAAAUUGUGCAAUCCGCCCCCCGACAAGCCGACCCAUUGUCUGAGGCAGUACACUACUAACUACGUGUAUGCAGCCCCCUCUAUAAAACACCCCUUAUCACGUGAGGUCUCUGUCCGUGUUGAUAUUAAGAACCUGGACCUGGACCCAGACACGGAACUGUACUUCCGGGACCUGGUGUCCGCUAACCAGAACAUGAAACUCAGUGACCUGCAUCCUAAAACUUACGAGCAUUGGAGACUGCCCAAAAUAUUCCGAGAUAUCCCAGUGCUGCUAGAACUGGACGGAGACUCGUUAACUAUACACGCUAAACAGUGUCCUACACGCCAACAGAACCUUAGUCUUUGUUACUACCGGUUAUCUGGGUUCAUACAGGAAGCAGUGGAUCUUAAACCUGUUUACAAGGAACUGGUGUUGGAGAAGCUGAUAACUGAUUUUGUAUUUGAUCAAGAUGAGGCUAAAAUAGUUCGCUUUCAGGAGAAGAACUUUGUGGAACUCAAACUGGCUGAUGACGGAGGAGUACUAGGAAUGACCGGAAGUAAAGAAGCUGUCUCCCAAGCAGAGCACAUCAUAACCGAGAUAUCUGAGGAUGUGGUGACGGAAAGAGUGGAAAUUCCUGAACCCUUUACUAGCUAUAUUACGGACCAUUGUAAAGCGUUUAAAGAUUUGCUCGCUGCUCACGAAGCUAUUUACUCUGAUUCUCAUAUAGUUACAUUCUCUGAUACUUUACAGAACGUUACAGAGGAGCUCUCUACCCUGCUCUCCACACUAACACACUUCACCCUGCCCUGUCCGUCCCACAUAGUACAGUUUGUAAUGACACCCCGCUUCCUGGAGGGGGCAGCUAACUACGACGCCAGGGUGACACCUGGUGAUGAUGGGUGUUUGGAAGUGAUUGUUAGUGAGGAGUACAGGAACGUUUUCACUUCGCUUCUCAUCGCGCGUGUCCAGGCAGUCGAAGAGACAGUCGUGACUCAAGAUAUACCUUGUUCACAAGAUGUCAACUGGGACAGACUCAGCAAACAGUUUGACGCUCACGUUACGAUCAAAGAGAAUAGUAUCUCAGUAACAGCAUCACCUGACAAAGUUAAAGAAGUGGGAUUCUUUCUUAAGCAGCGGGAGAAACACAUUAGAUCUCAGUAACAGCAUCACCUGACAAAGUUAAAGAAGUGGGCUUCUUUCUUAAGCAGCGGGAAAAACACAUCAGAUUGUUAUAACCAAAUUAUGUUAACAGUUUAAAUGACAUUAAGUGUAAUGGACUCUGGUGUGAAUCAUAAUAUUGCGAAUGGCUGGCUUAGUUUGAGGGUCAUUUGGAUGUUGGAAGCUUGCGUUUACUUCCAGUUUAUAGGCGUCAGCGAUCAACAUGUUGAUUGCGAUGCAUUACCAAUACCAGGCCGCGCCGCGCGUCAUUACCAUUUAGAAUGCUUCUCUGGUUCGGUUGCGAUAACUAUAAGCAUUCUAUGAUGCGCGGUGCAGCCCAGUAGUGCAUCCGCUACAACUUAAUUACCAGGUGUUGUUGAAAUGAAUAAUGUUGUAAAUAUUCGAUUAUAAUUACAACACUGGAUGGGCUUUGUCCUAAAAAUUCAA